GCGUUCUCCAGCGUCUUCUCCCCUUCGCCACUCCGUCUUUCCACACAAAUGGCGAAUCGUCUUCUUCCCUCUUUAUAGUCUCACUUCCCCGAUCUCCUCUCUCUUCCAGCGAAGAAGAAGUUCUAUAAUCGAUAUUUUUCUCACAAUGAAUCCAGACAAGUUCACUCACAAGACCAACGAAGCCAUCGCCAGCGCCCACGAGCUCGCCAUCAGCUCGGGCCAUGCGCAGUUCACUCCUCUACACCUUGCCCACGCACUCGCCAGCGAUCCCGCCGGGAUUCUCCGCCAGGCCAUUGCCAAUGCUGCCGGCGGUGCGGGCGAAUCAGCGGUCGCCUCAUUCGAACGCGUUUUGAACCAGGCGCUCAAGAAGAUACCAUCUCAGCAUCCUCCGCCCGAUGAGAUUCCGGCUUCGACUUCUCUGAUCAAGGCUAUUCGACGUGCGCAAUCCUCGCAGAAGCAGCGUGGUGAUACCCAUCUCGCUGUCGACCAGCUCAUUCUCGGCAUACUCGAGGAUUCUCAGAUUGGGGAUUGCUUCAAAGAGGCCGGGAUUUCUGCAUCCAGGGUGCGGUCUGAGGUCGAGAAGCUUAGGGGAAAAGAGGGCAAGAAGGUCGAGAGCGCUUCAGGUGAUACUAAUUUCCAAGCGCUUAAGACCUAUGGCCGCGACCUCGUCGAGCAGGCUGGGAAGCUUGAUCCGGUGAUCGGCCGGGAUGAAGAGAUCCGGCGAGUUGUUCGCAUUCUAUCUCGCCGGACCAAGAACAACCCUGUCCUCAUCGGCGAGCCUGGGGUCGGCAAGACAGCAGUUGUUGAGGGUUUGGCUCAAAGAAUCGUGAGAGGUGAUGUACCAAGCAAUCUUGCGGAUGUGAGGCUAAUUGCUCUCGACAUGGGCGCGUUAGUUGCCGGAGCGAAGUACAGGGGAGAGUUUGAAGAAAGAUUAAAGGCUGUCCUCAAAGAAGUAGAGGAUGCGGCAGGAAAGGUUAUUCUAUUUAUUGAUGAAAUUCAUCUUGUUCUUGGCGCUGGUAGAACUGAGGGUUCCAUGGAUGCUGCCAACUUGUUUAAGCCAAUGCUUGCGAGAGGGCAGUUGCGAUGCAUCGGAGCCACAACACUGGAAGAAUACAGAAAGUAUGUUGAAAAGGAUGCAGCCUUUGAGAGAAGAUUCCAGCAGGUUUAUGUGGCUGAGCCCAGUGUUCCAGAUACCAUUAGCAUUCUUCGAGGGUUGAAGGAGAGGUAUGAAGGCCAUCAUGGUGUUAGAAUACAAGAUCGGGCUCUUGUUGUUGCAGCACAACUUUCAUCAAGAUACAUAACUGGCCGGCAUCUUCCUGACAAAGCUAUUGAUCUGGUUGAUGAGGCUUGUGCUAAUGUGAGGGUUCAGCUGGAUAGCCAGCCCGAGGAGAUUGAUAAUCUGGAGAGGAGGAGGAUUCAACUUGAAGUCGAGAUGCACGCUCUUGAGAAGGAGAAGGAUAAAGCCAGCAAAUCACGGCUUGCUGAGGUUAAAAAGGAGUUGGAUGAUUUGAGGGACAAGCUUCAACCUUUGGUGAUGAGAUACAGAAAGGAGAAGGAAAGAAUAGAUGAGAUUAGAAGACUGAAGCAGAAGCGUGAAGAGCUUUUGUUUGCAUUACAAGAAGCUGAACGUAGGAUGGAUUUGGCUCGAGCAGCUGAUCUCCGAUAUGGAGCUUUACAAGAGAUUGACGCUGCCAUUGCCCAGCUAGAAGGAGAAGCUGGUGGUGAGAACUUGAUGCUCACCGAAAAUGUUGGCCCUGAUCAGAUUGCAGAGGUGGUGAGCCGUUGGACUGGAAUUCCAGUAACAAGACUUGGCCAGAACGAGAAAGAGAGACUUAUAGGCCUUGCUGAGAGGCUUCAUAAAAGAGUUGUUGGCCAGGAUCAAGCAGUAGAUGCAGUGGCAGAGGCAGUUCUAAGGUCCAGAGCAGGUCUUGGUAGGCCUCAACAACCUACUGGUUCAUUCCUGUUCUUGGGUCCAACUGGCGUGGGAAAAACAGAGCUUGCAAAGGCUCUUGCAGAGCAAUUGUUCGAUGAUGAAACACUAAUAGUUCGAAUCGACAUGUCUGAGUACAUGGAGCAGCAUUCAGUGGCUCGUUUAAUUGGUGCUCCACCAGGAUAUGUUGGCCAUGAGGAAGGAGGGCAACUCACUGAAGCUGUGCGGAGGAGGCCUUACAGUGUUGUCCUCUUUGAUGAAGUGGAAAAGGCUCAUAUAUCUGUCUUCAACACCUUGCUCCAGGUGCUCGAUGAUGGCAGGCUCACUGAUGGUCAGGGAAGGACCGUGGAUUUCAGCAAUACAGUCAUUAUCAUGACCUCAAAUCUCGGAGCUGAGCAUCUUCUUGCUGGCAUGUUAGGCAAUUCCUCAAUGAAAAUAGCCAGGGAGCGAGUCAUGGAAGAGGUGAGAAGGCAUUUCAGGCCUGAGCUGCUCAAUCGGCUUGAUGAGAUUGUAGUAUUUGAUCCAUUGUCCCAUGAUCAACUGAAAAAGGUCGCAAGGCUUCAGAUGAAAGAUGUUGCUGUUCGUUUGGCUGAGAGAGGAAUUGCAUUGGGCGUAACAGAUGCUGCCCUUGACGUUGUGCUCUCUGAAUCUUAUGACCCUAUCUUUGGUGCAAGGCCUAUCAGAAGAUGGCUGGAGAAGAGGGUGGUAACCGAACUGUCAAGAAUGCUAAUAAGAGAAGAAAUUGAUGAGAAUUCCACAGUGUACAUCGACGUUGUGCCGGGGAAGAAGGAGCUCUCCUACAGGGUGGAGAAGAACGGUGGAAUGGUGAAUGCUUCCACUGGGCAAAAAUCUGAUAUUUUGAUACAGAUACCUGACACUGCGACUGUGAGCGACAAUGCUGCGCAGGUUGUGAAGAGGAUGAAGAUUGAGCCGGAGGAUGAAGAUGAAGACAUGGAUUAGCCUGAUUAAGCUCUGUUUUGUGUUUGAGGUUUUUAAGUACUUAUAUUUACAGGCUGAGUGUUUGCUUGUAAUGUUUUUGUUUUUUUGGAAUGAAUGAUUGGAUGUUUUGUAUUGAGCUUUUCAAAAUCUCAUGGCAAGGACGCUCUAUUAUGAGUUUUUUUUCCUA
This is a messenger RNA of Dendrobium catenatum, 3056 nucleotides long. RefSeq names its product chaperone protein ClpB1. The coding region runs from base 146 to 2890 and encodes 914 amino acids. The transcript is spliced from 7 exons. The record is from RefSeq and is a predicted model, not a curated record. Gene Ontology annotation, cellular component: cytoplasm. Gene Ontology annotation, molecular function: ATP hydrolysis activity; ATP binding. Gene Ontology annotation, biological process: cellular response to heat. NCBI's taxonomy places the organism in Eukaryota, Viridiplantae, Streptophyta, Magnoliopsida, Asparagales, Orchidaceae.